GCGAGCUUUCAGCGAGCGAGGGAGAGAGAAGGGAAAGGCGGGGGUGGGGUGGGGGACAGAAAGUGAGAGGAAGAGAGGAAGAGGCGUCCCAACUGCGUGGCUGUGCCUGCUCUGGCCCCAGCCUUGCCUUCGUGCCGGGGCGUUUUUGCCCAAUGAGAGUCCACCGGAGGUGUCCGUCUUCCCCGCCUGCCCCCGAGCCCAGCCCUCCGGCGUGUCCUCCUCAUCCCCCUUCCCAACAGAUGCCCGUCCAUGGGGCUGCUUGCGAAAGGCUUCUUCCAGCCCCGACCACGACCAGCAGCGCAUCUUGCCAGGGAAUCGGCCGGACAGCGGACAGCAGCCUGCGGGUGCAGGGCGUUUGACGGCGCCGCCUUCCCGAGCCGUGCCCACAGCAGCAGCAGCAGCAGCCGCCGCCGAGGUCUAGGUCUGUGCUGCGCUGGGCGGAUCGAUCAGGCUCCGCUCGUCGUCAGCCUCGCUUUCUCCUUCGCGCCCGGUGGUAGAGACCCAGGGACUUGUCCUUCUCGCGACUACCUUCCCUCGGCGGGGAAUUAUGCUGGGCUCCAGCCGCUGGGCUCGGAUUGCUUGCGCGCCCGGGGACACUCGACCGGCUGCCGAGGUCCCCCGUGCGCCCUCGCGCCUCUGCUUGCCCUUGCUCCUGAUGCUACUGACUCUCACGCCGCGGGCGGACUCCUCUUGGUGGUACAUUGGGGCCCUGGGGGCAAGGGUGAUCUGCGAUAACAUCCCUGGACUGGUCAAUAAGCAGCGGCAGCUGUGCCAGAGCUACCCAGACAUUAUGCAGUCUGUUGGGGAGGGAGCAAAGGAGUGGAUCCGGGAAUGCCAGCACCAAUUCCGUCACCACCGCUGGAACUGCAGCACUUUGGACAGAGACCACACAGUCUUUGGCAGGGUCAUGCUACGAAGUAGCAGGGAAGCUGCCUUUGUCUAUGCAAUCUCCUCCGCUGGAGUUGUAUAUGCCAUCACCCGGGCUUGCAGCCAAGGUGAGCUCAAAGCCUGCAGUUGUGAUCCCCACAAGCGGGGCCGCUCUAAGGAUGAAAGAGGGGAGUUUGACUGGGGGGGAUGCAGUGACAACAUCAACUAUGGGAUCAAAUUUGCAAAGGAAUUUGUGGAUGCCAAAGAGAAGACAGUGAAGGAUGCCCGGGCCCUGAUGAAUCUGCACAACAACCGCUGUGGCAGAACGGCUGUGAAGCGUUUCCUGAAACUCGAAUGCAAAUGCCACGGUGUCAGCGGCUCCUGCACCUUAAGGACUUGCUGGCUGGCAAUGUCAGACUUCCGCAAAACAGGAGACUACCUCCGGAAGAAAUAUAACGGUGCCAUCCAAGUAACUAUGAACCAGGAUGGCACUGGCUUUACUGUGGCCAAUAAAAACUUCCGCAAACCCACCAAAACGGACCUUGUAUAUUUUGAGAAUUCACCUGAUUACUGCCUGAUGGACAAGUCUGCAGGUUCAUUAGGGACAGCCGGACGAGUGUGCAACAAGGUCUCGCGUGGGACCGAUGGAUGCGAGGUCAUGUGCUGUGGCCGAGGCUAUGACACCACCCGCGUGCGGCGAGUCACCAAAUGCGAGUGCAAAUUCCACUGGUGCUGCGCUGUCCGCUGCAAGGAGUGCGAGGACACCGUGGACAUUCACACGUGCAAAGCACCCAAGAGGGCAGAGUGGGUGGACCAAACUUGAGACAGUGUGAGUCAGAGGGGGGAAAGCAAAACUGGCACAGUGCUCCAGGGCUUGGGCAUUCUGGGAACUGUAGUUCAACUGCAUGGCUUUUAUUUAAUUAAUUCUGCAAAGCACUAUGGAGGAGACUACAUUUCCCACAGGGAUAGCGAGCUCUUCUGCUCACCCAGCAGAACUCAUUCCUCUAACUUUAAAAAGGAAUUUUCAAAUAACACGGAACUGUGAAGCUUCCUUUGCCUGGUGAUAUUGUCCAAAGAACAAAUAAAUAAAAAGAGGGAACAAUGCAGCUGCGUAGGAGGAGCACAAGAGACUGAGGAGCAGGUUACAAUUAGCUGGAUAACCCUGCCUCCUUCCAGGGAAUGUUCAGCAGUAUAUUAUAAAAUGUUGCCUAAUCCGCAGAAAUCCAUCCAUCAACCCUGGAAGAAAGUACUCUAUUUCCCAAAAGAAGAUGGCCGUAUAGUCCUAAGGAACUACAUGUUCUGCUAUGGAACUCCACUCCUACAGAGGCCACCAUGCCUGCACUAUGGACAUUAGCUGAAUGACAGCAACAUUGUGUAAAGGGACUUCAUUACCUUUUCCUUUCUAAUGGAAAGCAAACUGUGGAGUUACAAAGUUGGCAGCCGAAAGAAAACCAGUAUCUACAUCCAGAGGGGGAAAAGGAUGAAAGUUGAGGGUACAUGUGUAUGUCUGGACGCGCUGGUAGGUUCUAAAGGAAACUAAUAUAAAGUGACUUUUUGGUACAAAUGCACUUGUACAUCAUGUAGACUGCUUUAAAUACUUUAAAUCAAAAUCCCAUAUAAACCUGUAUCAGAAAAUGGUGUUCUUUACUUUGUGGCUGUCUACAAUCAUGGCUAGCAAGGGGAGUAAUGGGCAGGUUCUUGCCCUACAUUAUUGCUGCACUCCACAACUGUGGCACUUCUAGACUAUAAGGUCAAAGCAAAGUUCUUGAGGCUAAAGGCAGCAUAACAGUGUUAUCAGAUCACCAAGCUAACACUUCUCUUUUCUCUCUCCAUCUCUGAAAACUUUCAUCACCACCCCACCCCCACCCCCGCCACACACAAUCCUUGCAUGUUCCUCUUUUCUGUCAUUCCACCUUCCCUGGCCAAACUGUUGAAUUCCCAUCUUCUUCCAUAGCCUCAUGUGCAACUGUUGGAGAUGCUUCAGUUGAGGCCUCCACUGAGAUUACAAAACUGCAGCCAUUGCUGUACCAGUUUUCCACUCCUUCCAAGGCGGAAGAGGCAAACACAGAUCUCUUAUGUUGUGGUUCCUGCCUUGUGGGGGUUGGACCAGAUGAGCCUUUGGGUCCCUUCCAAGGAGUAGCGCACUUGGUCUCAUGCAGUCACAUGCAGCUCCUAAGCCAUAGCUUUGAUCACCUGAAAUCUAGUGCAGGGUUUGACCCCCAUCUUAUGAAUCAAGUCAUUAAGCCAAACUCUGUAAACGAAUCCUUUCGGGUGCAGAGUCACUGUUUGGCCCCCUCUGCCACCCUCCCAUCCACCAGUGGAGAGCUACAAGUAUUAAAAGGGUCCUAUGAGGAUCAUUUUCAAAACCACAAAUAUAAAAGCUGUUUGUCAAUACAAACCCAGGUGUCAGUCUUUCGUGUGACAUAGUUUCACGGCGACUGUGUGGGCUUUGUCUCUGGAACAUAACUCCUUAGGAUGAAGCCAGGACUGUUAAGCUUGUUUAGGUUCACAGUGUUGUUAUAGCUUUUGCAAGCUCAGCAAAAGCCAAUGAAUCAGUCUAAAGCCACAUGGCACACCCACGCCACAGGGGAUGAACCAGUUUUGUUGAAUAAAUGCAAAUACCCAACUGUGGGAGCUUUGCGUCUGCAAUCAGCAUAUUGUCCGCACUGUUAUGCAAUAGCUGCAUUGCACAUGUCUGCCCAGACAGGCCACAGCAGUGUCAGAACCAUUUUAACUUACUGAACCUGUACACAUCUCCUUAAGCACAAAUCUCACCUAGUUUGGUGGGACUUACUCCCAAGUAAAUGUGCAGAAGUUUGCAGCUUAGGCAACUUAACUUAAACAAACAAACAAACAAACAAACAAAACCACAGUGAAUAACCUCUACAGAACUUUUGAAGGUACAAAGUGCCUGAUAAUCCUACACAGUCCAUGUCCAAACCAAAUAUUUCACCUAAUGCACAUUACCUUUUAGGAAGUCUCAGGUCCAAUGUCCAGCAUAUCUAGAUAGAGUUAGGAAAGACCCAAGCUGAAUCUCUGGACAGCCAUUGGCCAGUCAGUGGGCACUGAGAUUUCUGAGCUAGGCAGAUCAAUUUGACUCUGCAUAUGUCAGCUUCCUGUGUACCAACUCCCCUUCUCUCUCUGAUGCAGGAUUAGGGAUAGAGACCAUAGCAACCGGACCUGCAGAUUUCAGACAACAUAGUAGCCUUUUCCUAGUCACAAAGACCAAAUAUGUGUUGAGAGAAUCUUAAUGUAUGGCUGGGAAACUUUUUUUAACCCAAGGGCCACAUUCCCUUCUGGGAAACCUUCUGAGGGCCACAUGCCAGCAAUUGGUGGGACCAGAGGCAAAAGUGGGUGGAGCGAUGAACAUGAAUAUCACUUUUGUAUGGUAGACUAGUUUCUACACAUAUCCACAUGCCCAUCUCUGUCUUCUAUCCAUGCAAGCAAGAAACAUUAUUAGAGUUUAUGGACAUUUUUCCUUUCUACAAAAAUGCUCAAAGAGCAUACAGGGCUGGAAAGGAGGUGUGGCUGUCGAGAGUCUACAGAGACCUGGAGGUUCUCCAUUCCUGUCUUAAUGGAAAAUAUCAGCAUUGCUAGCUUAGUCAGUGGUAUAGCUAAUAAUUUUAUUGGGGGCAGCCGGCAAGAUCCCAUUUCAUUCCUGGCUUUAUAUAAAUUCAAAAUGUGUUUUCCAAUGUUCAGAUAUAUGUUCCAAUAUAUAUGAUGCAGAAUUGACACUGCAGAAAAUUACUAGCCUGCACCUUUCAGGGUGCUGUUGCUGCAGAACAUCUAAGUUCCCAUUGCUCAAAUGGGGGGGGGCAGAUUUGAUAAGCUCUUGCCAACUAAUAGUGGCUGAAUUGCAAUGCUACAUAAAGCAGUCUUCCAAAAUUGCAUUCACACCUUUAAGGGAGUGUUUUAAUGGUUAAGCAAAACUGGUUCAUCAUUAGAUCAUCCCCUUAUCAAAUGUUAUGCUGAAAGUCUCUCAAGGCUAUUGUGUGCCUGAAAGGGGUAUGUUCAUAAGAAAAGAAUGAGUCCAAGAAAUAUUGAGAACAAAUGACACCUAGCUUUCCCAUUGUCUGGUUGGAGAGAGAACACAAACCUGGGAACAUGGUCCUCUGCUGCCAUGGCAACAAGCAGCUCACUUUUGAAACUUCCCCACCUUCACAAGAAGGUCACAUCUCCUAUUCUUUCUGGUGUGGCAUUGACACAGUUUGCUGCUGGCCUACAGAAGCUUUGAUGAGAGCUAUUCACUCAGUACCAGGCAAUAUGAACAGCAGGGAGCUCAACUUAAGGAAAGAAAGAGGAAGAACAUUAUGAAAGCAUGGGCAAUGUCAAAUGUUGUGUUACAAAUCCAAACCUUCUCCUCAUUUGUUUCAACAAAAUAAGCAAUGUAUACCUUUAACAAUCCCUCCCACCUGUUUUAAUUGGAUUCUAUUAUUUGCAUUCCAAUUUGACACUUGAAAGACUUCUAAAGCCCUUGCUUCACCCGACCAGUUUAUCUUCUCAUUGGCCUGCUUACCAAUAGUCAUACACAUGCAUCUUCUCAGUAUUCCUUACUCCAACUCUACAAGGUAGGUCAGUAUUAUCAUCUCUAUAGCACAGCUGAAGGACUAAGGCUGGAACACAGUAGCUUGCUUAAGACCACUUAGUGCAGGCAUGUCAAACCUGCGGCCCUCCAGAUGUUUUGGCCUACAACUCCCAUGAUCCCUAGCUAGCAGGACCAGUGGUUGGGGAAGAUGGGAAUUGUAGUCCAAUGGUGAGGGACCUGUGGCCCUCCAGGUGUUGCUGCACUACAUUUCCCAUCAUCCCUGAUAGUUGGCCGCACUGGCUGGAGCUUAUGCGAGUUAGACUUCAAUAACAUCUAGAUGGCCAUAGGUUUCCCACCACUGACCUAACAAGUUCAAGGCAGUAGUAAGAUUCAAAGCAUUAGCUUCCUGUUUCACAGUCUUUAAAAAUGUCUUUUUAUUAUAAAGAAAAAUAAUACAAAGUAUGCUUUCCGUUGCAAUUGCAGGCUAUGUUUCCAUUGCAAUUACUUUUUUUAAAAAAAAAAUCAAAAUAAGCUUGAAUUGGUAUUACAAAACUGAAAAGCAGUUAUAAAUAUUUAUGUCAAUGUUAUAUUUAAGCGGAGAAAUUAAUAAAUCGGCGCCACAAUAAACUUUCCCUCUGUUUUUGUUUUCUCUGUGUUUCACAGUUUAUGUAACUUGGCAUUUAGGCAGGGGGCCAAAUUUUAGUACUCAACUCUUUCAUAGAAUAUAUGAAUUGCAUUUACAA
Zootoca vivipara (common lizard) is the source of this 6135-nucleotide messenger RNA. RefSeq names its product Wnt family member 2B (gene WNT2B). Gene Ontology annotation, biological process: neuron differentiation; canonical Wnt signaling pathway; cell fate commitment. The record is from RefSeq and is a predicted model, not a curated record. Gene Ontology annotation, molecular function: frizzled binding; cytokine activity. Lineage: Eukaryota; Metazoa; Chordata; Lepidosauria; Squamata; Lacertidae. Gene Ontology annotation, cellular component: extracellular region.